This is a messenger RNA of Entamoeba dispar SAW760, 912 nucleotides long. RefSeq lists its product as uncharacterized. The transcript has a single exon. The record is from RefSeq and is a predicted model, not a curated record. The annotation marks the transcript as partial. NCBI's taxonomy places the organism in Eukaryota, Evosea, Mastigamoebida, Endamoebidae.
ACAUGUAUUGGUUGUGAUGAUGAAAGUGGAUGUGAUCCUAUAUUAAAACAAUGUAUUUCUUGUCCAACAGAAAAACCAAUUCAAACAGCUACUAAAUUACAUAAUGGAGAUUAUGUUUUAACAUGUAUUUCAUUUGAAAAUGAAUGUUUAACUAUAUCACCUUAUGUUAACCAAAUUCCAACUGAUUUAUCUACACUUGGAUGUUCUAGUUGUGAUAAUACACUAGAAAAACAAUUUGUAAAUUUAGAUAAUAAUAAAAGAACAACACUUUGUAUUACAAAAUGUACUAAUUCACAAACAUUAGAUAAUUAUCAUUGUAUUGAAUGUAAUACAAUAAAUGGAUGUAUUAGUUGUAGUAAUAGUACAACAUGUAUAGAAUGUUCAGAAGGAUAUCAUUUAAGUCAAACAAAUGAAGGAAAAUGUUAUCCAAAUUGUGAAAUUGAAAAUUGUGAUAAUUGUGGAAUUGAUUUAAAUACAAAUGAAACUAUAUGUUUAUUAUGUACUAAAGAAUCAACAUUAAUUGAUAAAAAAAUAUGUUCAAAAUGUUCUUCUAUAACAACAAAUUGUUCUGAAUGUUAUCAUGAUAAAUAUGGUUGUAAAUUAUGUAAUAAAGGAUAUGUUCAUUCAUCAGAUAUUGGUUGUAUUUUAUCUGAAAUGGCUAUUCCACAUUGUUUAAAUUAUGAAGAACAAACAAUUGGAUGUAUUCAAUGUGAAAAUGAUUAUGUUUUAGUAUCAUCUACUUUAUGUAUUUCAUGUAAAGAUUAUUUUACAAAUUGUUUAGAAUGUAAUUCAACUCAAUGUAAUGUUUGUGAAGAAAUGUGGGUAUUUGAUUCAUUAAAACAAGAUUGUGUUUAUGAUUCAUCUUCAUUAUUAUUUAUCAGUAUAGGAUUAAUAAUAAUGAUUAUACUUUAA